UCUCUCUUUAUCCUCAUCCUGUGGCCAUGGGAGGCGCCCAUCCAUCCUCUCAUUUUCUCCCUCUCCCUCUUCCUUAGGGCCAGGAUUUCUCUCUCCUCCAUGGCGACGGCGUCCAAGGUCUCCUUCACCGCAGCCGCCGCAGCCGCAGUGCUCUUCUCGGUCUCCCCUCGUCCCCACCACCACCCGUCCAUCAACCUCCAGAAGCUCCACCCCUUCCCUCCUUAUCGGCCCAUCUCAAGAACUCUCCAGAGGAUCACUUGCAAGGCAACAGAGGUCUCGAAGGUCGAGGAAGGAGAGCCAGAAGUGGUUCCAAAAGGAGGGGAUGAUGGGAAGAAUUGGGUUCCAGUGGUCCCAUUGGCAGCGCUUCCCAAGGGGGAGAGGCGGGUGAUCAUCCAGGAUGGAGAAACUAUCUUGCUUCUCUGGUACAAAGAUGAGGUCUUUGCGAUCGAGAACCGGUCCCCUGCCGAGGGGGCUUACAGCGAAGGCCUUUUGAAUGCCAAGCUCACUCAGGAUGGUUGUAUUGUUUGCCCAACGACUGAUAGCACAUUUGAUCUUCGAACUGGAACGAUAAAGGAAUGGUACCCAAAAAACCCUGUUCUAAGGGCCCUAACACCAGCUUUGAGGACACUCUUUGUGUACCCUGUGAAAACAGAUGGGGAGAACAUAUUUAUCAGCAUGAAAGGUGUUCAAUCUGGAGGAUCGGCGGAGAUUGUUUUCAGUGGCAAAGCUAAUCCUGGUGUGACUGCAGCUGAUGUCAAUGUGGAAGAGGUGAGAAUGGUAGUUGAUGACGAUUUUGAAGGUUUUGGUUUCACAGGAAAGAAUGAAUUGAUAAAUGGGAAAGCAGCUAUAAUUGGCUUCCUACUAUUAAUAGAUUUUGAGCUUUUAACUGGUAAAGGUCUCCUUAAGGGGACAGGUUUCUUGGACUUCAUUUAUGCAGCUUCAAGGGCUUUCAACUCUUCAUAGACAUUCUUAUUAAUUCCUCAUGAAGGUGCUGCAAACUUAAGUCUUUAAUGAGUUCAGAAGACCGAAACAUUAGGGAUGAAAACAGAAUAGAUCAAGGGAUCUGCAAUUUCUCAAAUCCCAGACAGACUUGAACUUCAGCUCCAUUGCUCAUGUAGAAAUGUUGGAUUUUGCUUUCUCUUUGUAAGAUACCUGCUACAUUCCUGUUACAUAAAUACAAUGUGCCAAUUGUGCGUUUCUCACCAUAUUUAGAAUUUUUAUUUUGGUAUAUUGUUGGCUAAGCAUUCUGUGCAAAAUGCAGUAAGAUUUCUUCCAAGCAGAAGUUCCUGAUAAGCAGUGCAUUUCCUAAGUCACAUGCAUGGUGAGCCUAGCAAUUAGAAGGUCAAGAUUAUGUCAUAUUUUUCAGGGAUUUGCAAAUGUACCUUGACUCUUGGUCAACCUAUCAUUCUGCUGAGUUUAAAUGCCAUCUGUUAUACUAUAUUUAGCACAUUUAAAAUGCAUGUGACCUGUAGAAUCAUGUGGUUUGAGCGCAUUUCAUGAAAUUUAUGCGCUUGCUUUUGGCUGA
This is a messenger RNA of Elaeis guineensis (African oil palm), 1525 nucleotides long. RefSeq lists its product as uncharacterized. NCBI's taxonomy places the organism in Eukaryota, Viridiplantae, Streptophyta, Magnoliopsida, Arecales, Arecaceae. Gene Ontology annotation, molecular function: 2 iron, 2 sulfur cluster binding; nitrite reductase [NAD(P)H] activity. The record is from RefSeq and is a predicted model, not a curated record.